AUGGCAGACGAGCAACCGCCGCCACCGCCGCCACCGCCGCCACCGCCGCCGCAAGACAUGGAUCCUGAAAAGGUAGAGGAGCUCUCUAGACGUCCACCAAAGCGAGUCGCUGACGAAGACCUUUCGCAGAUCCGUGCAAAGCGCCUUGCGAAGCUCGGGGGCCCCGCGAAUCCGAAUGGAAGCUCACAGUCCGCUUCAGCAGCCCCGUCAGCCCCGUCAGCCCCGUCAGCCCCGCCAGCCCCAGCAUCGAGCAGCUCGUCGCCGAAACCUUCAGAAGCCCAAGCACCGCCGCCGAAACCGUCGCCUCAGCCCGCACCGGCCGCGAACCCUUUCUCUCAGCUGGGAAUAAAGGCGGAAGGCGCGCCCAAGUCUUCCAUCAACAUCAAGCCCAAGGCCGCGCAACCGUCAAGUAGCGGGCCCCCAUCACAGCCUGCAGCCAAGGCCCAGGACGUCAGUAUCGAGACGUGGGAGGAUCGUACACUCGGCAGCAUCUUCCGGAUAACUCUGGACCAGACCCGUACACAAGACACGCAUGGCCACAGCUUGUACUUUGCAUCCACGACCAAGGAUGAUUUGGAGGCAGAUGGCAAACCGCUUCGCUUCACCACGGACAUGCUGGAUUCAGUUAUCCUCGAGUCAGCGUCGAGCCACAGCCAAGGCUCAGCAUUGGAAUAUCUGCUGGGCUGCUGGAAGCGCGUGUCCAAGCAGUUCAAGAGCCUGACCAGCAAGAGCGACCCAAAGCACGAGAUCGUCAAGGAAGCUCGACGGCUAUGUUUCAGCUACUGUAUCUUUGCUGCGACUAUCCCAGACAUGUUCGGCGAAGAGAUGCCUCCCACAAACGCGCUGGCUGACCACAUUCUGCUCGGUCCCGAUGACGACCGUGGUAUCUGCUACGACUUCCUCACAGAGGCUAGCCACCGAAUGGGCGAAGACGACUCUGUAAAAGAAGCUUUGGUAAGUGCCAUGGAAGAUGUGAGUCGACGACUAGUCAAGGUUUCCAUGAAUGGUGACUAUAGGCCGUUCAUGCUCGUGCUUCGAGUCUUCAUUCGCUUCCCACCACUUGUAGCGGCGCUGGCACAGUCCGAAACGUUUCUGCCCACGGACAUAGAGGCGCAACAGAUUGAGACAAGCUCUUUUCUGGGCCCAUUCUUCCGUCUGUCCCCCAUGCAAGGCGAAGUCGCACUCAACUAUUUCGCUGGUUCCGCAUCCCAAGACAAGGGCCUGAUUGCAAACGCUCAGCGCGCUCUACGUAUGACGCUCCAAACCCAUCAGGAUGAGUUGCUUGACAUUGCCAAUGCCUUCAUCAAGAACAAGGAGUCGCGAGAGAAAAUGCUGGACUGGUUCGCCCUGACCGUAAACAAAAACCACAAACGACGCGCUAUGCAGGUUGACCCCAAGGUUGUUUCGUCUGACGGAUUCAUGGUCAAUGUUACCGUCAUUCUCGAUCGUCUAUGCGAGCCCUUCAUGGAUGCAUCUUUCUCCAAGAUUGAUCGUAUCGAGGUUGACUAUUUACGGCGAUCGCCACGCGUUGAUAUCAAGGAUGAAACCAAGAUCAAUGCGGAUGACAAGGCUUCAGAAGAGUUCUAUAGCGAAAGCGCGAGCGGCACGAAUAACUUUAUCAGUGAGGUUUUCUUCCUAACUGUGGCUGCGCACCACUACGGAACUGAGGCCGCGAAUGCGAAGCUGUCCAACCUACAAAAGGACGUAAAGUAUCUCACAAAGGAGCUUGCCAGGAUUGAGACCGAGCGCCACAAGUAUGCCUCAAAUCCGGCACAACUGGCGAUAUUCGACAAUCAUGUGCAGAAGCUCAAACAUCAGAUUGAGCGGGGCCAGUGUAUCAUAUUGGCGAUCCAGGGUGUCUUGCUUGAUGAGACUACUCAAGCUCGCUCGAUGCAGCUCAUGCGAUAUGUAAUUGUAUGGCUUUUGCGGCUCGCGUCGCCAGGUACAGCCUUUCCGAAACAGGAAUUGCAGUUGCCGCUACCCAAAGAGCAGUCUACAGCGUUCAAGUGCCUCCCGGAGUACUUUGUCGAAGAUAUUGUUGGUAAUUUCAAGUUCAUCACGCGAUGGAUGCCGCACAUUGUUACCUCAACCCAGUGCGAGGAGCUGGUGAAGAUUUGCAUCGCAUUCUUGAGGAGUUCAGAAUACAUCAAGAACCCAUACCUCAAGUCUGGCCUAGUCACAAUUCUCUACCACGGUGUGUGGGCCAUCCCUGGGCGACCCAAGGGUGUGCUCGGGGACACCUUGUUUGCUCACGACUUUGCGACAAAGCAUCUGCUGCAUGCAUUGAUGAAGUUCUACAUUGAGUGUGAGAGCACUGGGACUCACACGCAAUUCUACGACAAGUUCAAUAUUCGCUACGAGAUAUUCCAGGUAAUCAAGUGUAUAUGGCCGAACACCAUGUACCGGGAGAAUCUCGCGACAGAGGCAAGGGUCAACCUCGCAUUCUUCGUCCAGUUCGUCAAUCUCCUCCUCAACGACGUUACUUUCGUGCUCGACGAAUCCUUCACAGCCUUCAAGGAAAUCCAUGACAUUUCCAAGCUUCUCGAAGACUCACCAGCAGACAUGGACCAAGCCGCCCGACAAGAAAACGAAGAAAAGCUGUCCGCAGCCCAAGGCAAAGCCAAAUCAUACAUGCAACUCACCAACGAAACAGUCGCCAUGCUCAAGCUCUUCACCGAAGCGCUUGCAGACUCCUUUACGAAGAAGGAAGUUGUUGUACGUCUAGCUCAUAUGCUCGACUACAACCUCGAAGCUCUUGUCGGUCCCAAGCGUGCAUCCCUGAGGGUUAAGAACCCAGAGGACUACGGCUGGAAUCCGCGGCAGAUGCUGGCUGAAGUCACAGAUGUAUACCUGAACUUGCAAGGCAAGCAGUCUUUCAUCGAAGCUGUGGCUACAGAUGGACGGGCCUACCGCCCAGAAUACUGGACCGAAGCUCAUCGCACCCUGGCACGUUAUGCGCUCAAGAGCCCUGAGCAACUAAAGGAGUGGGAGAACAUGGCAUCAGCAAUCGAGACCGCGAAAACACGUGCAGAUAUUGAAGAAGCUGAUUUGGGUGAAAUCCCAGACGAGUAUGAGGACCCGCUUAUGGCGACGCUCAUGGAAGAUCCUGUCAUCUUACCGAUCAGUAAGAUCGUCGUGGACCGCAGCACGAUUCAAAGCCAUCUGCUGAGUGAUCCCCAUGACCCGUUUAACCGCACGCCGCUCAAACUGGAGGAUGUCAUUCCAAAUGACGCGCUGAGAGAUGAGAUUGCGAACUGGAAGGCGAACCGCCUGGCGCAGAAAAUUGAGGAGCGUAGAGUAGCGGAGGCGGGUGGCGAACCGAUGGAUACAUCAUAG
Messenger RNA from Parastagonospora nodorum SN15, 3336 nucleotides. RefSeq lists its product as hypothetical. The transcript is spliced from 2 exons. Gene Ontology annotation, cellular component: cytoplasm; ubiquitin ligase complex; nucleus. The record is from RefSeq and is a predicted model, not a curated record. Lineage: Eukaryota; Fungi; Ascomycota; Dothideomycetes; Pleosporales; Phaeosphaeriaceae. Gene Ontology annotation, molecular function: ubiquitin-ubiquitin ligase activity. Gene Ontology annotation, biological process: protein polyubiquitination. The coding region runs from base 1 to 3336 and encodes 1111 amino acids.